This is a messenger RNA of Oldenlandia corymbosa var. corymbosa, 2267 nucleotides long. The record is from the annotation of a GenBank genome assembly. Lineage: Eukaryota; Viridiplantae; Streptophyta; Magnoliopsida; Gentianales; Rubiaceae.
GUUAUUUGCCGGCAGUACAGUGUUUGCUGCCAUUUGGUUUAGGUUCUAAAAGAAACUAAUGAAUCGAUGCUCAAAAUCUCCCCUACUCUGAAAACUCCUAAUUUCUGCUCAACUCCAUGAACCACACUCUCUCACAUAUCCUUUCUUUCCCCAUUCAUGAUGACCACUCAAAACUGUGCCGUUUUACUCACCGGCGCAACCAUCACCGGUUUACCGUCACCAGCAGAGUAUAUGCCAAGGCCCGCCGGCACUACCGCAGCCGUCUCCGGAAGCAGCAGCCUGCCUCCGACGACUCCUUUUCUCCGCCGUCUGAGCAGAGCCUCCAGCUCAUCCUAGCCGUAGACAAAUUCGCCAACUCCAAGCCGGUUAGUUUACUGGGCGAAGUCGUGGAUUCAUCCCAGUUGAAGUUCAAUCAAUUCAUUCACUCGGCAGAGGAAGCUGUUGAAGAUCUCAGGACUCUCGUCACCGUUGACGGCGCUACUAAACGCGUUGUUUUCUCGUGUAAGAAAUCCACGGUUCAGUUUCUAGGGUUCGUUUUCGCCGCAUGUUUAGUAGUUUCGGUUAGUUUCAGGGUUUUAGUUAGUUUGUUGAUGUAUGGAAAGGAUAGGCUUAGCGGUAAUAGUGGCGGAGUGAUUUAUAGAAGGGAUCGGAGUUUGGGCGGAAAAGUAGUUGCCGUGGGUCAAACGGAUUCCGGUACUGUCAAAAGGAGGAAGGAAAGUAGAAAUGAUAUGUUUAUGUUGAUGUUGGAGGAUGGAAAUGAGAACAGGAAGCCGUUUUGGCAGAGGACCAAGAGGAAAUCAGUUGAAAGAUUACCUCAAUGGUGGCCUGUUUCUGGAUUGAAUCCUAAUUCCAGCGAGGUAGUGGAUCAUAAAGAGGAGUAUCAGAUGUUGGCCAACAGAUUGAUACGAGCGCUCAUGGACAAAAGAAUGAGGGGUGAAGAUGUUACACCAGAUGACAUAGUUCAAUUACGUCGUGUAUGCAAAGUAUCUGGUGUGAGUGUUUCCAUUGACACAGAGAACACACGGGAUUCAUUUUACCGUGCUGCAGUUGACUUUGUUCUGAAAUAUUGUGAAAGCACGGAAGAUCAAAAUGCUUUUGUUAAUAUUGGAGGCGAGGAUGCCCGGCAUUUUCUCGCUGGGCUAUCUGAAAACAUAGUUCUUGAGAGUGGCCGUGCUGCACGGAUGGUUUCAGCAGCAGUAGCUGCACGGACACGAUCGCGUUUUUUGCAGGCAUGGGCCCUGCAAAUGCAAGGUAAUCAUUUUGAAGCAGUUGCUGAGUUAUCGAAGAUAUGUCUCAUACACCGGAUAUUUCCUCCAGAAGAGAACUCGGCUGAGAUGGAAAUGGUUGCACGAGGACUCAAAAAACAAUUGAAUGUCGAACAAAGAGAACUUUUGCUGAACAUGCUUAUUAGGACAUGCGGUGAAGCGACGCGUAGAAGUGUCACCGAAGCAUUGGGACUGGUACCUUAGUGAUUUAUAUUUUUAUUGUUUUCAUCAAUGUUCUGGACAAUAAUUUUUGUUCUGUAAUGAUUUUGGUGCGCAUUAUACUGAACACACUCCUGAAAUCUCAUUAUGACCCUUUUCUCAUCUUGGCCUUCGAACCUUCAUUGAUGCAGUUAAAUCAUGAGGUGGUAAUUGACCUUCAUUGAUUACUGUCUUGAAAAAUUGGGUUAGCAAAUAUUUGUAUCUUGUUUAUGGACGUAGAUGAUUACUAAUCUGGUUUCUUUGAUAGGGAUGUCCAGAGUGACCUUUCAUUUGCAUUUUUCAUUUUUGUCGGAAAUUCUCAUUGGUAUUCCUAAUUUCUUGUGCAGGUAUCUACUCAAGGUGGUUUUGAACCGCAAAAAGACAAUUUUACUGAGGUAGAAAAGGACAUUGUACAGUAGAUUCAUCAGAACUCUGGUUCCUGAAAGUACAUUCUGUAAAUAAUAUCAUUCAUCCAUUAUUGUUGCCUCCAUUUCAUUUAUAUAAGGCGUAUUGAUCUCAUAAGUUACAAUUUUUUUGGUCUGGCUAAAAUUUCUAUAGUUGGAAUUAAUAAAUUUGGGGAAGUCACCGUUUUGUUUCUUGAAUUUUGGACUUUGUUACGCUUUUAGAACUUUUCAUAUUUGGUUCUUUUUAUUUUUGAUUUUAAUUAGAAUGAUAGUUGUCCUUUUUUAGUGUUAGACUCGGCUUGUCUUGAAGAUCUCUCUUACUCUCUUACGUUAUGGUUUGAUACUUUUGGGGACUAAAGAAAGGACCAAACACAUUAUUCAGAUUCAAUAAAAAUUUACA